Messenger RNA from Halteromyces radiatus, 1146 nucleotides. RefSeq names its product CTLH/CRA C-terminal to lish motif domain-containing protein. Gene Ontology annotation, cellular component: cytoplasm; nucleus; GID complex. Gene Ontology annotation, biological process: proteasome-mediated ubiquitin-dependent protein catabolic process. Lineage: Eukaryota; Fungi; Mucoromycota; Mucoromycetes; Mucorales; Cunninghamellaceae. Gene Ontology annotation, molecular function: protein binding; ubiquitin protein ligase activity. The record is from RefSeq and is a predicted model, not a curated record. The transcript has 5 exons. The coding region runs from base 1 to 1146 and encodes 381 amino acids.
AUGAAUACCAUCAAAACAGACCAAAUCAUUGAACUUGAACAACCUUUUAUAAAAGUUCCUUAUGAGCAACUCAAGAAAUCCUUCCGACAUUCCGCGAAAUAUAUUGAUAAAGAAGUGACCGAUUUGAAUGAUAAGAUUGAAAGUUGUAUUAGUGCCUCGGAAAGAAAUGAAUUACCUUUGGAUAAAGCAACUACCAUAUUAGAAGAACUCUCAAAAAAAGUAGAAAAAUUGAAUAAAAGGAUACGAAAUAAUCAACAAGAAGAAGCUCAACAUAUUCGAAGAAUUCGUGCUAGAUUGGAAAAUCUUGGUACAAUCACCGAUGUCACUUCACCAAAAUCACCGGAAUUCCAACGAUGGACACAGCUGCGAUUAAAUAGAGUGAUUGUGGAUUAUUUAUUACGAGAAGGAUUGACAGAAACUGCAAAAAGAAUGGCUGAAGAAAAUGGAAUACAAGAUAUGGUGGAUAUACAAUUAUUUGCCCAAUCAGAAAAGGUGGAAGAAGCAUUACAAAGACAUAGUUGUAAAGAAUGUUUACAAUGGUGUGCAGAAAACAAGUCUAGUUUAAAGAAAAUGAAGAGUACAUUGGAAUUCAAUUUAAGGCUUCAAGAACAUAUUGAACUUGUACGAUCUGGAAAAGGUUUGGAAGCAGUAGCCUAUGCAAAAAAAUACUUGGUACCUUGGCAAGCAACUGAAUCGAAAAAGAUUAUGGAAGCUAUGGGAUUAUUGGCUUACAAAAAAGAUACUAUGUGUGAACCAUUCAAGAGUUUAUAUGAUCCUAGACGAUGGCAAGAAUUAAUCACUCAAUUCCGUGCUGAUAAUUAUGCUCUUAGUUCUCUUACUUCACAUCCUUUAUUAUCUAUUACACUUCAAGCUGGUUUAUCUGCUUUGAAAACAACUCAAUGUUAUCAACAUGAAAAUCAAAAUGUGAAUUGUCCUGUAUGUGAUGAAAAUACUUUUGGUCAAUUAGCUGAAAAACUUCCUCUUAGUCAUCAUGUCAAUUCAACUGUGGUUUGUCGAAUUAGUGGUAGAAUAAUGAAUGAAGAUAAUCCUCCUAUGUUAUUACCAAAUGGAAGAGUUUAUAGUUAUGAAGUAAGUCAAAAAAAAAAAAAAAGCUUUUAUAUAAUAAUAAUAAUAUAUGAUUUUUAG